UGCCGGCCGGCAUUACAUUCGUGGAAAUUCUCGUGUAAGAAGUGGACACGACACACACACGGUCGUUGUUGAGUCGGAACGAGUUGGAACGAGUUGGAACGAAAGGCAUCCAUCCAUCCAAUAGAGACUGAUGAGAAAGAAAGAACAAUAGGUCUGCUAUUGAGAAGAACGAAAACGAUUCCGAAAAUUGUACACUCACAAUCAGUCGAUUUUCCAAUUCAACUCCUUUACGGACAAAAAGAUUCGAGCUUUCCGUAGUUUAUUUACAUUUACUUUGACCCGUGACGUUGCACGCACGCACGCACACACUCUCGACCGUUCCAAUUCCCUUCUCUAUUUUUCUCUCUUUUUCCGUCAACCAUUUCAAAUUCUUCGGGUCGAAAUAUUUCUUUCCGAAAUUUUGAGAAAGCAGGAAGGUGGCGCGUUGUUUGAUCUAACAAAAGAGAAGUUCAAAUCGACAAAACGAGCGGGACCAAGUUAUACUCGGAUCUCAACUACGCGGAUCUAAAUUUCCAAUUCAUCUAUAGUCCUUAUCAUCCGCGAUGGGUUCCAAGAACGAAUGGGACUACUCGACUCGAAACGGACCCAGCACGUGGGUGGAGAAAUUCCCAAUGGCAGCGGGUUCGAGACAGAGCCCGGUGAAUAUAGAAACCGAUCGGGUAGAAUCCGACCACGAGGCUUUAAGUAGCAAACCUCUUCGUUGGAAAUAUCCUGCCACAGCUUCCCGAAAAUUGGUCAAUCCAGGAUAUUGUUGGAGAGUCGAUACCGAUGGUGAUGGCACUCUUUUAAGCGGUGGACCUCUAAUGGAUGACAUUUACAAGCUUGAACAAUAUCAUUGUCAUUGGGGAUGCAGCGACUCGAGAGGUUCCGAACAUACUGUAGAUGGUCAGGCUUUUGCUGGCGAGCUCCAUUUGGUUCAUUGGAACACAAGCAAGUACAAGACAUUUGCGGAAGCUGCAAAAGCAUCGGACGGUCUUGCGGUGUUGGGUGUCUUUCUCAAGGUUGGCAAAACCCACGAGGAGAUGGAUAAGAUCGCUCGUUUAUUGCCAUACGUUUCUCAUAAGGACGAAAUUGUUGAAAUAGCAGAACUCAUUGAUCCCAGCAAGUUACUUCCCGUGCGCGGCGGUGGACGAGCCAACACGCAGAGAUGCGCUAAUCCGUGUAUGCGUUGGGCCGACCGAAUCAUACGUCACGAGAACAAAUUGGAUUUUCAAGACGACAACGGUUAUUGGACAUAUUUGGGAUCGUUGACAACUCCACCGUUCAACGAGAGCGUCACUUGGAUUCUCUUCAAAAAGUACAUCGAAGUGUCUCAUCACCAGCUCAACAUCUUUCGUAAUUUACGAAAAUUUCCUCGUGGAGAGGAAUGUCCUUGUCAUGAGAAUCACGGAGUAGUGAUCAACAAUUUCCGUCCGCCACUGCCGUUAGGAAAUCGCGUGUUAAGAGAAUGCGGCAGCCUUUAAACUUCUCUCGGUCCUCUCGUCUAACGAAAAUGUUUCUUGUCGAUCGUUAGAAGAAUAACACAAGGGUGACGCAAGGGUGACGCAAGGGUGACGCAAGGAUCAUUGCAAGGAUUCCAACUACCAACGAUCAUAAUCGAUGUUAAAGUUUGAAAUCGAUAAUACGGAACUUUCUUUCGUAAUCUAUUUACGUAAAAACGUGCCUUGUUGUGUUCCUCAAAAAUGAGUCAUCUUUGAUCUCUGCAGGAAGCAAAAAUGUACCUCUAUAAAAAUGAACAAAUAUUCUUAAAUAAGAGGAAAAAGAGAGAGCGAUAGAGAUGAAAUGAGAUGAGAGAAAAUAUACGAGUCUAUUAAGUCAAAGUUUCAAUAUAUGAAUUCUUUUUUAUAACUGUUAAAUAUUGAAUACUUUAUAAUAUUUUAAGAUUUUUAUUUAGAUAUAUUAGAUAUUUAAUAGGUAGUAAAUUGGAAAUUGUUUUAAUCGCACUUUUGGGUAUAUAUUGUGUAUAGUAUAGUAUGUCAAUGGCACGAUGCUUCUUUUGUGUAUAGUCAGUGCUAAAGAAAUAAUAUUAUAUUUAGAUUAAAUCAAUGAGAGAAAAACUCGUGAUAAAUUAUUGUUCUCUUCUUCAGGUGCAAUUAAUAUUAUUUUAUUAAUAUUAUUUCAUUAAUAUCAUUGCGCGUGCAUAUAUAUUUUAUCAAUAAUGAAUAUAUGACAAUCUUUGUGUUUGCGAGAUAGAAAGAAUAUAGUUUAUGUAACUCUAUUUGUGAAGUCUUCGAUCAUAGGUUUGGCCUCGUCAUUUUUCUUUUCCAUUGUCAAUAAUCUUUAUAACGUUUCAUUCGAUGUAAUUGUUUUUAUUUUUAAUCAAAUUUAUUCUGCAUUUUUUCUUACCUUAUUGUAAGUGUUAUUUCGUUAAUUGCAACUCAAUAAUUUUAUUUGUACUAAGGUUCAUUACGUAAUGGAAAUUAUAAUGAAAAUAGUAAGGACAGCUAAAGAAAUUAUUGGUUCGAUCUUCUUUAUUAAAAAAACCAGAAAAUAAAAAAAGAAAGGAAAAGAAAAUGUUCCUUUUAUUGCAACACAUUGUUUAUUAAUUCUUGUUAAAUGUUAAUGACGACUGGUACGACAUUUUAUAGAAAUAGUUCUAGUCUAUUUACAUAAUAUGUAUGGAUGUAUGGAAUGCGAUGGAAUACUCGGUCGAUGUUAAUGGAUAUAGAAAUGAAAAAAUAACUUCGCAUGAUUAAACUAAUGAAAAUUGAGUAAUUUAAAAAUUGAGUUAAUUUAA
Messenger RNA from Polistes canadensis, 2737 nucleotides. RefSeq names its product carbonic anhydrase 2 (gene CAH1). Bases 543 to 1463 code for a protein of 306 amino acids. Gene Ontology annotation, cellular component: cytoplasm. Lineage: Eukaryota; Metazoa; Arthropoda; Insecta; Hymenoptera; Vespidae. Gene Ontology annotation, molecular function: carbonate dehydratase activity; zinc ion binding. The record is from RefSeq and is a predicted model, not a curated record. The transcript is spliced from 8 exons.